AUGAUGAAACACCAGGAAAUAACAAACAAAAACCAUGAAGCAUCACUAAAAAGCCUAGAGAGGCAGAUUGGGCAACUCUCCAAGCAAAUUUCUGUUGAGAGACCUUCAAGCUCACUGCCCAAUGACACAAUCCCAAAUCCCAAGGAGGAAUGCAAGGCAAUACAAUUAAGGAGUGGGAGAACGUUGAUGAGCAACAAUGACACUACAAAGAAGCAAACAGAGAGCAUCAAAGAACCAACAGAGGAUGAGAAGCAAACAAAAGCAAAUGAAGCUAAGGAGCAAGUUGUGAUGCCAAACAAAAGCACUGAGAAACUUAAAGAGAAGGACAACCAGCCACAUAGCUCAAGGGAACUGACUCAGGGACAGCAGCAAAUAGGAAAGAGCAUCGUACCUCCACUGCCAUAUCCUCAGAGGUUCAACAAAGAGGUUAAGGACCAGCAUUUCCACAAGUUCCUUGAGACCUUCAAGAAGCUGGAAAUCAAUAUUCCCUUGGCUAAAGCACUUGAGCAAAUGCCUCUGGCCUUGAUUCAAAAAGGGCUUCCUCCUAAGCUUGAGGACCCAGGGAGCUUCUUGUUGCCUUGCACCAUUGGGAAAUUGACCAUCACUAAAGCAAUGUGCGAUCUUGGAGCGAGUAUUAAUUUGAUACCAUCCUCCCUGGUGAAAAAGCUGCAUAUAGAGGAAGUCAAACCAGUACAAAUGUCUCUGGAGCUGGUAGAUAAGUCAAUGGUAUACCCCAGGGGUGUAAUUGAAAAUCUUUUGGUCAAGGUGGACAGUUUUAUAUACCCUGCUGAUUUUGUGGUUCUGAAUUCAAACGAGGAUGAUGGUGACUCUGUUAUACUGGGAAGGCCAUUCUUGGCCACUGCUAGAGCUAUCAUAGACGUAGAGGAAGGGGAAUUAACUCUCAGGAUGCAUGAUCAGAGUGUCACUCUGAAGGUAUUACCAGAGGCACAAUUUAGCAAGGAGAAAAAGACUAUAUGA
Arachis duranensis is the source of this 978-nucleotide messenger RNA. RefSeq lists its product as uncharacterized. Bases 1 to 978 code for a protein of 325 amino acids. NCBI's taxonomy places the organism in Eukaryota, Viridiplantae, Streptophyta, Magnoliopsida, Fabales, Fabaceae. The transcript has 2 exons. The record is from RefSeq and is a predicted model, not a curated record.